Messenger RNA from Magnolia sinica, 1254 nucleotides. RefSeq names its product protein NODULATION SIGNALING PATHWAY 2-like. The transcript is spliced from 2 exons. The record is from RefSeq and is a predicted model, not a curated record. Gene Ontology annotation, cellular component: nucleus. NCBI's taxonomy places the organism in Eukaryota, Viridiplantae, Streptophyta, Magnoliopsida, Magnoliales, Magnoliaceae. Gene Ontology annotation, biological process: regulation of DNA-templated transcription. The coding region runs from base 1 to 1254 and encodes 417 amino acids. Gene Ontology annotation, molecular function: sequence-specific DNA binding; DNA-binding transcription factor activity.
AUGGAUUAUGGGGACAUCCAUCAUCUCCUUGAAGACCCAUGCUAUGGUGUUCUUGAUGAUCAUGAUGAUGGCUACAUGGAAGCAUUGCGUCUCAUGGGAGAUGAUGACGCCCAUGAUGGCUUACAUGCUGUCAUUCCUGAAGUGGGUCCCACCAUGGAUGUACCUUUGGUUCAAGAUACUAUGGUUGUGGGUCAUGAGAUGUCUCACUUGGAGGGAAUUCAAGAAGAUCUGAUGGAGGGCCGCAGCAUAACUGAUCUGUUAUUGAAGGGAGCUGAAGCUGUUGAAGCAAAGAACUGGCAGUUGGCUUCGACUGUAGUGACUCGCCUUGAUCAUCUCCUCCUCUUCAAUCAAGAAAAUGAAAAUGGCCCACUGCACAGAUUGGCCUUUUACUUCACCGAAGGCCUUCGUUGCAAGAUCCUCACUUCCAGACCUACUGAAUUCCAGUUCCCUGAGUCAAUUCACAGACGAACGGAUAACGACACCAUUACUGCCUAUCGAAUGCUCCACGAGCUCUCUCCUUAUGUGAAAUUUGCGCACUUUACUGCCAAUCAAGCAAUCCUUGAAGCCACCAUCGGUGAGCAGCACGUUCACGUCAUCGACUUCGAUGUUAUGGAAGGAAUUCAGUGGCCGCCACUUAUGGAAGACCUCGCACUGCGGAAGGAUGCCUCACUGAGAAUAACGGCAGUUAGUAGCCGACAUAAUGUGGGUCCCACUCAGCAGACAGGAAGACGGCUGAAGGAGUUUGCAGAUUCAAUUGGCCUACCAUUCAGUUUUGAUCAGGUGACGAUGCAGAGAGAUGAGGAUCUUCAAGGAAUCAAACUCUCUCCCAAGAUGGUUGUUUUGGUAGAAGAAGAGCUGUUUGAUUUUUUCAAAAUGCCAUCUAUGUCAUUUGUGGAGUUCUUUUGUGAGGGCUUGCAACACUACACUGCUUUCUCUGAUUCAUUGAUGAACGGCUCCUUUUGGUCUGGAGAUAAGGUGGGCCACAGGCUAAUUGAAGAGUUCUUGGGCCUUAGGAUCUUGGACUGUUUGAGGCAGUUCCCAUUGGAUAAGGAUGAGAGGGAGAUUUGGGGAAAUGGGUUUUCUUCAAUCAAGGGAUUUAAGGCCAUUCCAAUGAGUGGUUGCAAUGUUUCUCAAGCCAAGAUCUUGGUGGGUCUCUUUGGUGGGGGGUACUGGGUGCAGCAUGAGAAAUGCAGGUUGGCUUUGUGUUGGAAAUCAAGGCCUCUAACAAUAGCUUCUAUCUGGGUCCCCACUUGA